This is a messenger RNA of Gigantopelta aegis, 2701 nucleotides long. RefSeq names its product phospholipase A-2-activating protein-like. The coding region runs from base 31 to 2385 and encodes 784 amino acids. Gene Ontology annotation, biological process: ubiquitin recycling; proteasome-mediated ubiquitin-dependent protein catabolic process. Gene Ontology annotation, cellular component: nucleus; cytoplasm. Gene Ontology annotation, molecular function: ubiquitin binding. Lineage: Eukaryota; Metazoa; Mollusca; Gastropoda; Neomphalida; Peltospiridae. The record is from RefSeq and is a predicted model, not a curated record. The transcript is spliced from 12 exons.
UUGAGAGUGGGUGUUUUAGACCAAACAAAAAUGGCGGCGCCCUAUAAGUUGCGUUGUAAUAUUCUUGGUCAUGAAAAAGAUGUCCGUUCUGUUGCUCCGUCUAUUAUUCCUGACAGCGGUAUUGUAUCCGGUUCCAGAGAUAUGACAGCACGCAUAUGGACUCCUAAUGGCAAAACACAAGGGUUCACAGAAGGUCAUGUUAUGGGUGGACAUAGUAACUUUGUAGCUAGUGUGUGCGUCAUGCCUCCCGAUGACACCUACCCUAAUGGCAUCGUUUACACAGGAAGCAAUGACUCGUCAAUUCUGGCAUUCACUUUGGACUCCACUCAGCCAAUUGCUAAACUAACGGGACAUACAAGCACUGUUUGUGCUUUGGCAGUUGGGAAGUUUAGCUUUCUUGUGAGUGGAUCCUGGGAUAUGACUGCUAAAGUAUGGUUGAAACACAAGUGUGUUAUGACUUUAAAAGGUCAUGAGGCAGCUGUAUGGGCUGUAGCAGUGAUGUCUGAACAAGGCAUUAUGUUAACUGGAUCCGCAGACAGGACUAUUAAACUUUUUAAAGCAGGAAAAUGUGAAAAGACAUUCACAGGUCACGACGACUGUGUGCGCGGACUGGCUGUGCUGCAGGAUGGUGAGUUCCUGUCAUGCUCCAACGACGCCACAGUGAAGCACUGGCUGCUGUCCGGGGAUUGUAUACACACAUACUAUGGACACUCUAACUUUGUUUAUAGUAUUGCUCUGCUGCCAAAUGGCAGAGACUUUGUCACAUCUAGUGAGGACAGAACUGUUCGUGUGUGGAAAGACGGCGAGUGCGUACAAACAAUAGCACAGCCUACACAGUCGGUAUGGGCUGUCUGCACACUACAGAAUGGAGAUAUUGUUGUUGGUGCAAGUGAUGGUGUUAUUCGGGUGUUUACAAACAGUCAAGAUCGAAUGGCUCCGCUUGAUGAACAACAGGCCUUCAGUGCCGAGGUUGCAGCCACAGAGAUACCUGCUCAGAUCGGAGACAUCAAGAUGGAAGACUUACCAGGACCUGAAGCUCUCAUUAACCCAGGUACGAAGGAUGGACAGACCAAGAUGGUGCGACAAGAUAACACGGUACAGCUGUAUCACUGGGAUGCAUCAGAGUCACAGUGGGCCAAGAUUGGUGAUGUGGUCGGCUCGUCUGGUGGAACACAGAAAACAUCAGGCAAAACUUUGUUUGAGGGAAAGGAAUAUGACUAUGUGUUUACUGUUGACAUCCAAGAGGGGGCCCCACCGCUGAAGUUGCCAUUCAACAUUACUGAAGAUCCUUGGUUUGCCGCACAGCAGUUUCUCGAUCGCAACCAGCUCAGUCAGAUGUAUCUUGAUCAGGUUGCCAACUUCAUCCUUGACAACACAAAGGGCGUGACACUGAGCACAGGUCAACAAGGCUAUGCUGACCCACUAACAGGGUCGAGCCGCUAUGUGCCAGGAAGUGGCAGCAGCUCCUCAGUAGGAGGCACUGACCCCUUCACGGGGGAGGGGCGGUACGUACCGGCUGGUGGUCAGACCGGUCUGCCUGCCACUCAACAACACAGCUCUGAUCCGUUUACAGGUUCAGGAAGUUACAGGCCUCCAGGAUCAGUGUCUGCACAAGCCAGCUCUUACUUCCCCGUUUCAACAUUUAUUACAUUCGACAAUGCAGACCCUGCUAAAAUUGUGGAAAAACUAAAGGAAUUCAACAAGCGAAUGGACGGUUGUUACAAAGUUGAAGAUUCCAGUAUCGACAGCUUGUCACUGCUGUUAUCAGAAGAUUCCACUACACCAGAACAGCUUGGUACUCUCAAAAGGAUUCUGUCUUGGCCUCAGGAUGUUUUCCCAGCUUUAGACAUUUUGAGGAUUAUCAUCAAACAACCUUGCGUCCUUCAAUACUUCAACAGCCAAUCCGAUUUCCUGCCUGAACUUCUGAGAUUCACAUCUCCAGAUGGACCGGUAGCCAAUCAAAUGCUUUCUCUGAGAGUUUUGGCCAACUUGUUCAGUCAGUCAGAAGGUCUGAACCUAGUCUACAGCAAUAGAUCAAAUGUUCUGAAAGCAAUCCUCAACUGCAAGAUGUCGUCAAAUAACAAGAUUCAUAUUGCCAUAGCAACAGUCUUGUUAAAUAUGGCUAUAGCUGUGCGAGCCAAGGAUGAUCUUGACGGGAAGUCUGAAUGUCUGUCAGGUGCACAGACUCUGUUACAAGUCCAUCAAGACUCGGAAGCCAUCUUCAGGACCCUGGUGUGUGUGGGAACAAUAGUGUACAACGAUGAAGAAUCCAUGGCCUUGGCUCUGUCACUCGACAUUCCCAAUCAAAUCGCAAAGUGCAAAUCUGUUCCAGAACCCAAGAAAUUAUCUGAAUGUGCAAAGCAGAUUUGUGAUAUAUUAAACUGAUAUGGACGAAUCCCAAAACAAGACUCUUAAAAUUAGUUUUCUGAUAUAUGUACAUGUUAAUGAAAUUUCAUUAAGUUAUUUAUUAAAAUGUUUUUGUGAUUAACAAUUAAUGUGCAACAAUCUUUUUUUCUUCUUUUAUAUUAAAGUGAUGUUGCUUUUAUCCAUGUGAAUACACUGAAGCAAUUAGAGGUAAAAUUUAAUCAUAUACCAAGGUAAAUGUGCUUAAAAAUAAAAUAAAACCUGAAAAAUAGAAUGUAGUAGUACCAAAUUGUUUUGUUGUGGUAUAUAUGUAAAUAUAUUAUGUAACUUCUGCUUA